This is a messenger RNA of Penicillium odoratum, 1659 nucleotides long. RefSeq lists its product as uncharacterized. Bases 1 to 1659 code for a protein of 552 amino acids. Gene Ontology annotation, molecular function: zinc ion binding; DNA-binding transcription activator activity, RNA polymerase II-specific; RNA polymerase II cis-regulatory region sequence-specific DNA binding. The record is from RefSeq and is a predicted model, not a curated record. Gene Ontology annotation, cellular component: nucleus. NCBI's taxonomy places the organism in Eukaryota, Fungi, Ascomycota, Eurotiomycetes, Eurotiales, Aspergillaceae. Gene Ontology annotation, biological process: DNA-templated transcription; regulation of transcription by RNA polymerase II. The transcript is spliced from 2 exons.
AUGAGUCGGCCAAUUAGCUCACAGCGUAUUGUCAAGACAAAUGCCAAGAAGCGUCGUCCCCCAUUGGCCUGUAUCCAAUGCUACCAGCGUAAGCUCAAAUGUGGAAGAGAGCUUCCAUCAUGCAGUCGCUGCUCAAAGACAGGAAACUCCGAACGGUGCACCUACCGUAGCAACCAAGGAGAAUCAUCGUCUGUGGGUGAAGUACUUAGUGAUGACCAUUCAAGGAAUGCUGGUGUCAUGACAAUGUCCUUGCGCACACCUGUCUCGUUGUUGGAGACUCCAGAAGGACCUUUAGCUUCUUCUGAAUGGAAGGGUAAAGUUACACAUUUGAAAGUACAAGAGACUGCUACAAACUUCUAUGGGUAUAGCUAUCCUUUGAACUUUUAUCAACAGUUUACUGAGCUUCGAUCUUACAUUGUUGGAAUCAAGACCAAAAACUCGGCGAUCAACGCGCUCCGUGAUCAGCUAUAUUCUCUGAACAAUGACAAAUAUCGGCUUCGUCCGCUGGCGCAGGAUACUGUGCUUGAAGACACCUUGAGACAAAUAAUUCCCGUGAAGCCGGUCAUGGACACAUUGGUCCAAACUUAUAUCGACCGAUUUGAGAUAACACACCGAGUGCUCAAUAUAUCGGCUUUCAAUGCUGAUUACAAUCGCCACUGGACUAGUUCACUUCGUACACCCACUUCCUUUUUGGUGCAAAUCCUGCUGGUGGCGGCAGCUGCUGCAAGCUUUCACCCUGGAAUAUGCAUCGAGAUUAUGAAUCAUAAAGCUGUCCAUGACCACGCACGUGAAUGGAUCGAGGUUGCAGAGUCAUGGCUCAAUUCUUUGACCCAUCAUCCUCCUCAAUCCUGCGAAGCCAUAGCGACUCAUUGCCUUCUGCUCAUCGCAAAGCGUGCGAACUACAUACAAGAAAAGUCCUUCUGGACGUAUACUGGGGCGCUGGUCCGGUGGGCUAUGGCGGCAGGGUAUCAUCGUGAAUAUCCCUCGACAGCGAGGUUAUCACUAUACCAUCGGGAGAUUCGUCGCCGCCUUUGGAUGACGAUUGUUGAACUCGAUAUCCAAGCCUCCGUAGAACGAGGAAUGCCCCCAAGUGUCGGAGUCGAAGAUUUCAACAUAUUACCGCCGCUGAAUAUCGAUGACGAAACCUUCCAGGAAUCGAGUCAACACUCUCUAGAAGGUUUGCCGCUUGCUACAUUGACGCACACUACUUUUCAGGCUAUUAUGUAUCGUUCUUUGUCUGUCAGAUUGAGAAUAUGUGCCUUCGUCAAUGGCUGUCGCGAACAAGAUGAUUUUGACCGAGUUUUGCGCCUUGAAGAGGAGCUCGGAGAAGCUCUCCAGGAUAUUCCGGAAUGGAACAACCUUCGAGACGACCCACGACGACAACAGACAAAGAUUUACGUGAAGAGAUCAUUAAACAUUUAUUUGCACCAGUAUAAGAUCUUGUUGCAUAUCCAAUUUGCAAUCCAAGCUCCGCCCUCAUUCAAAUCCUUGAUUUGCCGACGUGAAAGGUUGGAUGCAUCGUUGAAUAUUGUUGACCGCCACCAAAAGCUUGUUCAAGAUGAAAUUGUACCGGAACAAGCUUGCAGGACGGGAUUGAUACUUGCUGCACUGAAUAUCUGUCAUGAACUCUACAUCAGCUUUAAAGCCCAUGGUAUGUAA